Molecule: messenger RNA, 993 nt
Organism: Drosophila serrata
Lineage: Eukaryota; Metazoa; Arthropoda; Insecta; Diptera; Drosophilidae
Product: glutaminyl-peptide cyclotransferase
Molecular function (GO): glutaminyl-peptide cyclotransferase activity; zinc ion binding
Source: RefSeq, a predicted model, not a curated record
AUGUCUCAUUGGGGAAACUGUAUUUCCUGGUUUUUACCUAUCUUAAGCCUGAGUUUUUGUGGUUCUUUCAAACAGGAAAAACACAUUGAAUUGAAACUAGAUCACCUCCUACACUUGGCCACUCUCUCGGAUGUGGAUCAUUUACGUAAUAGUGUGCAAGCCCUUUCAAUUCCAAGGAUAGUUGAUACACCAGGACAUACCAAGGUUCGGGAUUAUAUAAAAGACUUCCUGGAGAAACUAAACUGGCAGGUGAAGUUUGAUAUAUUCACGGAGAAGGUACCCGUUUUUGGUUAUCUCACCUUUAAAAACAUUGUGGCCCGUCAGAAUCCCAAUGCUAAAAGAUACUUAAUGCUGGGCUGUCACUAUGAUAGCAAAUAUUUUCGGGAUUUCGAGUUUGUGGGUGCCACGGAUUCUGCAGUUCCUUGUGCCAUUCUCCUGAAUCUGGCCGAAGCUUUGAAGGAUGAGUUUAAGAAGUCAGAUCUCAGUUUGAUGUUUGUCUUUUUCGAUGGUGAGGAGUCCUUUAAGAAUAGGACGAAGGAGGAUUCACUCUAUGGUUCCAGACACUUGGCUAAACUUUGGUCUGAAAUAAACAUUCUAAGUCGCAUUGAACUUUUCCUUUUGCUGGACCUGAUCGGUGCUCCGGAUACAUCCUUUAAGAUGUUAAUUAAUGGAACAUCAAGCUAUUACAACAGAUUGGUUGAACUGGAGAAACGGAUCAUUAGAACGGGAAUCCUGCGACGAAAGCAACAUAUUUUUCAUAUAGAACAUGGCCAAGAUGUCGGUGACGAUCACUUGCCAUUUUUGGACCACCAUGUGCCAGUUGUUCAUCUCAUAUCGAAAAAAUAUCCUAAAGUAUGGCAUCAGCCCGAAGAUGUGGAACAAGCCAUAGAUUAUAAGAUUGUUGAGCAAGUAGAUCUUGUUUUGCGAAUGUUUGUAGUUGAGUAUAUUAAUUCUAAAGCUUAUUGGAAAUCUUUUUUACUAAACAGAACUUAA